Molecule: messenger RNA, 3979 nt
Organism: Nerophis lumbriciformis (worm pipefish)
Lineage: Eukaryota; Metazoa; Chordata; Actinopteri; Syngnathiformes; Syngnathidae
Gene: ikbke
Product: inhibitor of nuclear factor kappa B kinase subunit epsilon
Biological process (GO): peptidyl-serine phosphorylation
Cellular component (GO): cytoplasm
Molecular function (GO): ATP binding; protein serine/threonine kinase activity
Source: RefSeq, a predicted model, not a curated record
UGGAGACAAACUUCACUCCUUUUUUCGGAUUCAUCCCAGCACUUUCACUUUAGGAGAGACAAAAUGACCCAGAAGCACGACUUUUAACACAAAUUUACGGACGCCAUGUCACAGAUUUUAAGUCGUGUUUUUAUUUUUUAUUUUUCGACAUUUUGCUGCGUUUCCGCCUAGAAAAACGUACCGCUGCGGCAACACUUCCUGCAUGAGGGAAACAUCGCUGCCUUCAAACGCUUCAUGGGACGCUCAAGUUCUGCAAUAAAGUAGGAAACGAAAGCGUCUACAAAAGGUCGUCCUUCCUUUUUCUAGCGCCUAAUAAAGUCAUUCCUGCUCAGGGAUGACCGCCAGCACCCCCAGCUACCUGUGGUGCCUACAAGAUGUCCUGGGUCAGGGGGCCACAGCCUGUGUCUACAAGGCUCGAAACAAGAGGUCGGGCGAGUUGGUAGCUGUCAAGGUGUUCAACGUGGCAAGCUACAACCGAACUCACGAGGUCCAGAUGAGGGAGUUUGAAAUGCUCAGGAAGCUCAAGCACAGGAACAUCGUAAGGCUGUACGACGUGGAGGAGUUGCCCUCCAAGCAGAAGGUGCUGGUGAUGGAAUAUUGCUCUGGAAGAAGUCUGCUCUGCUUGCUUGAGGAGCCAGAAAAUGCCUUUGGCCUGCCUGAGACCGAGUUCCUCACUGUCCUGCAAUGUGUCGUGCAGGGAAUGAACCACCUGAGAGAGAACGGCGUGGUCCAUCGAGACAUUAAACCAGGCAACAUCAUGCGUCUGACCGGGGAGGACGGCAGGUCCGUCUAUAAGCUGACAGACUUUGGAGCGGCACGAGAUUUGGAGGAUGACGAGACGUUUUUGUCCAUAUAUGGUACUGAAGAAUAUCUGCACCCAGACAUGUAUGAGCGUGCGGUACUCCGUAAGCCUCACCAGAAGUCCUACGGAGUGAGCGUGGACCUGUGGAGCGUGGGUGUAACAUUUUACCACGCCGCCACUGGGAGUCUCCCUUUUGUGCCGUACGGAGGGCCCCGUAGGGACAAGCAAACCAUGUUCAAAAUCACCACAGAGAAACCUACAGGAGCCAUUAGCGGAAUACAGCGGGUGGAGAACGGACCGAUCGAGUGGAGUUCACAUCUACCUCAGAGCUGCCAACUGUCAGAGGGUCUGAGGAUGUUGACCGUUCCCGUACUCGCCGGUAUACUCGAGGCAGACCAGGAGAGAUGUUGGGGCUUUGACCAGUUCUUCACCGCCACAACAGACAUACUACAGCGACAGCCGGUGCACGUCUUUGCUCUCCAACAAGCUGUGGCGCACUGUGUCUAUGUGCACCAUUACAACACGGUGUCCGUCUUCUUCGAGGAGGUUGCGUCGCAGACUGGAAUUCAUGUCCCAUACCAGCAGCUCCUCUACUUGGGCUAUGAACUUCCACUAGAGGGCAGCAUGAAAGUGGUCAACCUCCCAAACACCACAUGCGAGCGACCGCUCAUACUGGUCAGUCACAGGCCAGAAACCAACAGCAGCCUGCCCUUUGGGGAACCUUUUUUUUUUGUAGCAGAGACUCCAACCAUCCCUCCCAAGUUUGACGUCAAGGCAGACUACAACUUCUCCAAGGUGGUAGUGGGGGUGGUCCACCAGUACCUGAGGAUAGCACAACUGCUGCACUCACACCGAGAGCUGCUGCUGGAAGGAUAUUACUGCUACAUGAUGAAGUUGCGCGCCGAGUGCGGCGAAGCAAUGCAUAAUAUCUCUAAGAUCAGCAUUAGACUGAGGUCCUGCCUCAGUGUACAACACAGGACAAUUGCACUAGGUCACCGCACCUUGGGAAACCUGGAUGCUGCAGAUAAGAAUGACAGAUUGCAGCAGGUCAACGAGCACCUGCCCAUGUAUGCCGCGGGCAUCCAGGAGUUUCAGAGCCGCCUUGAGCGCUUGCAGAUAGAACAGGCCAAGCUAGCAGAGGCCCAUGCCAGUGAGAAAAUGUGUCAAAGAAUGCAGGUGCUCCUCCAGAAGAUCACGUCCAUUCAUCAACUUUACCAUAAAGACAAACAUUUGGGCAGGUUGCCAUAUAACGACGAACAAAUCCAUAAGUUUGAGAAAAUCCACCUGUGCUUUCACAUCAAGCAAAUAAAAUCUCUCUUCAGAGAGGACUGUGUGCAAAGGUACAAGGAGCUGUUGGUCACCUCCGAGACAUGGAGCAGUAUUUUACUAGAAAUGCAGACCCAUCUGCAGGACUUCAGUUCCUUCUCCGCAGGCUUGUUGGCCGACCUGGAGAUAACUGAACAGCACCUCAACAAUACUCUGGACAAGGUCUUGGUCACUUUGCAGACGGGCAACACAGGACCGAAGCAGAAGGAGACAUCAGCCAUGAACAAGGAUCAAAUGGUGUCCAGGAUGCACCACCUUAAGGAAGAAAUGGAAAUUCUUGUCCGGGAACUGCAGUGUAACAACGCCAUUAUUGAGAGUCUAGGACCAGCGAACUCUGCACCCCCUGAAGAUCCGAUCGUGGGCCGGCCUCGUACACUCUGACUGGCAGCGGGUUUAUCUCCUCAUGGACAGAUGCUGGUUGGACUGCUGUGAUGCUACCAAGGAUCGCCUUAGGUAGACCGCAGAACAGGAACCAAUUAAGAGAUAAGAGGCACGGUUGGGACAAAAACGCCACUUUUGUGUGUGUGUGUGUGUGUGUGUGUGUGUGUGUGUGUGUGUGUGUGUGUGUGUGUGUGUGUGUGUGUGUGUGUGUGUGUGUGUGUGUGUGUGUGUGUGUGUGUGUGUGUGUGUGUGUGUGUGUGUGUGUGUGUGUGUGUGUGUGUGUGUGUGUGUGUGUGUGUGUGUGUGUGUACAUGUAAGCGUGUGUGUGAAGAAUGAGUAAUAUAUAGAUACCGGUAAUAGACUGAGGGACUGAUUUACUAAGAUCAAAAUACCUCCUGCUAAACAGCGUGUGCAAUCUAUAAAAUGGCACGUACUAUCAGUGGGCGUGUUGCGUGUGAUCUACUAAGAUUGCGUGUGCAGUUGUAAAGUGGUGCAGACUGCCUCCUUUAAAUUAGCAUUUUGCGUGUACUAUGCGGGGCAUCACCAUGGAGACACUAAUUUACUGCACAUUCAUGUUUUCACGCUCCUACUUGUGGCAUUUUGUUACGUUUUCAAACAAGCAGGAGACAUUACCACUUUUUAUGGGCAUUUUAGAAGCAGUUGUGCAGUGCACCUAUAUUGACACCACUUUUUUUCUUUUUUCUUUUUUCUUUUUUCUUUUUUUUUUCUUUUUUUACUGCUGUGCUCAAGACACAAACAAUGCAUACUUCAAGAUUGUUUUUAUUAUAUAGGAUAUAUGUUUAGUAAUAUAUAUCUUAAGUGGAAAAAAAACAAACGUAAUUAAAAACAUUAAAAUAGACCAAAACGCAUCAAUUAGUUAAUUGGUUUUACUCAGCCCCUUAUGUAAUCUUACUUACUUACUUAGUCCUCUUGCACUUCAGGGCGCGUAGAGCCGACCAUAGCAACUAGGUCUCUCCAUCUGGGUCUGUUGUGGGCAAGGUGUUGAGCUUGUGCCAUAGUCACAUUGCAGGCCUUAAGGUCCUGGGCUAAUACAUCCAGCCAGCGAGUCCUGGGGGCGCCUCUAGGGCGCCCCCAGGACUUGAUUUAAGUAAUCCAGCAGCUAUGAAAUUAUAAAAGGAUGUUGCUGAAUAGACAAUGUGUUUAACAUUUUUUGUUUCUCACCGUCCAAAAUGUUGACACACACGUACAAUGGAGGAUUUUCUGUCCUGUGGGUGUGUGUGUUUGUGUGUGUGCGUGCGUGUACACUUUUUAUGGGCAUUUUAGAAGCAAUUGUGCAGUGCAUCUAUAUUGACACCACUUUUUUUUUUUUUUUACCGCUGAAACUGCAUGGGAAGGAGGCUGCACUGAUGUACUCAAGUCACAAAAAUCGUUUUAUUAUAUAGGGUAUAUGUUUAGUAAUAUACAUCUUAAGUGAGAAAAACAAACGUCAUUAAAAAAUAUUAAAAUACC